Acanthamoeba castellanii str. Neff is the source of this 879-nucleotide messenger RNA. Its product is annotated as apolipoprotein AI binding protein. Gene Ontology annotation, cellular component: mitochondrion. The coding region runs from base 1 to 879 and encodes 292 amino acids. The record is from RefSeq and is a predicted model, not a curated record. Lineage: Eukaryota; Discosea; Longamoebia; Acanthamoebidae. The transcript has 9 exons. Gene Ontology annotation, molecular function: NAD(P)HX epimerase activity.
AUGAGCACCCGCCGCCUCAAGGUCCCCUUUUCCUCUGCCUUCUUCUCUGCCGCCUCCUCCAAGGAGACUUACGGGAGGGGCGCGUUUGUGCUGCACGUGCGGCUGCAGUACUUGACGCAGGAGGAGGCCCAGAACAUUGACGUGGAGUUGAUGGGACCCGUCUGCGGCUUCUCCGUCGACCAGUUACAACAUGUGGUGGUGGGUGGGUGGGCGGGAGGGCAGCUGAUGGAGCUGGCGGGACUGAGCUGUGCGACGGCGAUCGCCAAGGUCUUCCCCACACACCACAACGUGCUCGUCAUCGCCGGCCCCGGCAACAAAUAUCCUCUCUUCCUUCCGGGCGGUACUGGCGGCGAUGGCCUCGUGUGCGCUCGCCACCUGCUGCUCUUCGGCUACCAGCCGACCAUCCACUACCCCAAGCGCACCGACAAGGACCUGCGCCUCAGAUUCACAUCGACGGUGUCAUGCGUUUCGGACGUCCCCGUUGUGCAGAACCUGGUGAAGCAAUGCGAGUACAUGGGGAUCCCCUUCAUCGACCAGCUGCCCGACAGGCUGGAAGACUACAACCUGAUCGUGGAUGCCAUCUUCGGGUUCAGCUUCAAGCCCGAGUCGGGCCGGCUGCGCGAGACCGAGGUGCCCAUCGCCUCCAUCGACAUUCCCUCCGGCUGGGACGUUGAGAAAGGCGACAGCGCGGGUGUGGGCGUCAAGGAGCCGCAGCUCUUGGUGUCGCUCACGGCGCCGAAGCUGGCGACGCGCUCCUUCCGCAAAGAGCACUGGCUGGGCGGCCGCUUCGUUCCUCCAUCGCUGGAGAAGAAGUACGAGCUCAACCUGCCCGCCUAUCCGGUCACCGAUGUAGUUGUCCGCCUCCCUCCCCCCUCGUAG